AAGAAUGAUUUCUAUUGAAGAUCAAAAAAACCUGUCAACUGUUUUACCACCGCCACCAAUAUCACCAUUGCAGCAUAUAUUAGCUGUAUCAUAUCUGAGAGAAUUAAACAUAGUAUAUAUUCUAAUAAGACCUUAUGAAGUCUGGCUUUAUUCAACAAAGAGUGAUCCUGCCACUCGCACACAUGUUUGGAAUUUACAUACAAUGCAGUUAAUGUUCCGACAACAACAGAAGAAAGAAGAGGAGCAGGAGGAUGAUUCUACAGCGCCACCAAUAAGUCGUCCACCAUCAAGUAAAAAAGGUGGUCUAUUUGGACAUGGAAACAGCCAUAAUCACCGUGCAACUGCUACAGGUGGUAUGGGAAUAGAACCUAUAGUAGAAUGUUGUUCAUUAUGCUCAAUUAACUGUCCUGCUAUGUAUUGGACUGAGGAAGGAUUUGUGUGUGCCGAUAAAACCAUGUUUGUACUAUUAGGAAUGCAGGAUGGUCGUGUGUUAUUCAUGGACCCAAAUGUGUUUGGUAUGAGACACUUUGUCCUACAAGCCAAUAAAGAUGGGAUUUUAGAUAUUCGUUACAACGUUGCUGACAGUAUGUUAAUUACUCGAUGUCACCCAAGAGAUGAUGUACUAUUCCAGUGUUGGCGACUGCCUAGUCUAGAGUUACUAUAUGAAGUCAGUGUUGCUACAACUAUAACAGACUUUACUAUAAUACUACAUGAACUGAAGAGGGUAGACCCACUAACGUAUAGUAAAACAUCCCACACUUCAAACAUAUCUGAUGAAAUCUCUGAUGUAAGUAGCGAUCAAGGUAGCGUUAUGUUUGAUGAAACUGGUAGCGUUGGCGGCAAGAAAAGAGAACAUGCAACAGCUGUUAGUAAAGUGGAUGCUUGUCAUUAUCUUGAAAUAUUCGUUACAUGCAGUUCUGAUGGUAUGAUUAAAGUGUGGGAUUUAACAAAGACAUUACAAGCUGAGAUACAAGUAGAUGACACACUCAGCACUGUGGGAUUCCUCAAUAAGAAAGCAGAUUUAUUAAUUGGAUUCAGGAAUCACAUCUUUUUUAUUCACCAUUCAAAAGUCUGUCCUAGUCUAAGACAGAAGAUUAACCAACUUCCUGAAGAUGCAUUUGAAACAGAAUCAGAUAUUUAUGAAGAUCCAGCUGUACGAUAUGAAGGAGCUGCAGCCAAUCCUGAUCCUAUUGAUAUGCAAAACUAUUUGGUUCCAUUUGAGCUGGAUUUUACAAGUGACUUCCUGGAAAAGUUGACUGCUUUGUCAACACACAGAUUGAAGAGGAGAGUGAAAGGUAGCAGAGUAGCAUUUCAAAGUCCAGACGCCGGUCUUCAUUUUGAGAUGCCAAUCUUUGGUAGAUCACCAGGUCCAAGUCCAACACCAACUCCACCAAGUACUCCAAGUGACUUUUCACUCUCAGAGAGAGAGUCUGAGUCAGAAGAGUAUGAUGAUGAAAAAGAAAAAGACGAGAAUGACGUUGAAAAAGAAUCAAUAAGUGAAACUGUCUUCAAACCAAUCGAUGUUGUAACACAAACCACACCUGCAAAAACUGUGAAAACACCAGAAGCAAAAGUACCAAAAAAGGAGAAGAAAGAAGAAUCCAGGUUUGCCUUGUCUAAAUACAAAGUGGAUAUUAAGGGUUUGAUGAAAGCAGAUGCUAAAAAAGCAUCUACAAAGUCUUCUACAAAACCAUCCAGCUCUUCGCAGGUUAACGAUAAGAAGGAUCAGACAGGUCAAGUUGACAAGAAAGUAUCGUUGACACAGCCAUCGCAAGUUACCACAUCCACAACAACACUCAUGUUACAAUCAAAUGCUGAGCCAAUGAGAAAUGGUGCUAAACCCGGAAAAGUAAUAAAGUCUACUAUGAAGACGGCAUUUGAUGAUUUUCCCAUUAAUAAACCAACUGUGUCUGUAUCGCCCACAGCGAAUAUUGAAAAUGCUCAGACUGGGGUUGAAAUCAAAGAAAGUGAAGUCACCAAUCUCAAAGAAACCCAAAGUGACAGUGGAAUAAGAUUUGUAUCAGAUUCAGUCAUGAACAUAGGGUCAGGCACCGCACCAAUGUACAAGCCUGCCACUAGGAUGGCAAUAGCUAGAAAAUAUAGCUCUAAACAAAUGCAUGAAGACAGCACAGGUGCAGAUUUAAAUGAAAAUGACGAGGAACCGGAACUGAUGAGGCUGCGUGAAAGACCACAGUCCAAGGGAGGACUAGUUCAUACUUCAGGUACCAGACAAUUACCUCGUGAGGGCUCAGUUAAACGGACAAGUGACAGCAUCUCCACGAAUCUUAGAGUGAGAUCUUCAUUUAAAUCUGAUAGUGCCAUUCAUAGACAAGGCAGUCAAGAUACAAAUGAUGCUAUCUAUAUCCCAACGGCCCCCAUGGAUGAGGAGGAAAAGUCGGCACUGUGCUCAGAAGAUGUUCAAAAGAUGAAUAUAGGUGAGAGACUACAUGCAGGGAGACGCCCACACACUGCACAUGUUACUUUCAAAGAUAAACCUGAGGAUUUGGAAGAUAUUUCCAGAAAAUAUAGGAGUUGUCCAACACAUCAGAUAUUAAAAGCUCAGAGAGAGAAACGAGUACAGAGUGCAAUGGACAACAGAAGAUUAUUAGAUCUGAGACAAAGAGAGCGUAGAAGAGCUUUAUUGGGCCAUCAUGAUUGUGCUGAAUUUGGCUCCAGUACUGGUGCCAUCUCUGAUAAAGGUUUAGUUACCAGGUCAGAUACAUCAUUACACACGAUGAAAAGAGUUCAAAGUGCCAGAUCAUUCCGAUCUAUAAAAACAUCCUCCUCAGUAAACCAACAAAGACCAAAGUCAGCAUUUGGAAAGUUCAAAGAACAGGAGGAUCUAGCAUCAGAAAAACCAUUCAGAGUUCGAAUGGGUAAGCAGUCAGUCAAAACUAAAGUCAAUCCAUCUGAAGUAUUUGAGAAUACAGGCAAUAAGAAACCAUUGUUAAUCAAAAGACAACUCAGUAAAUCUAUUCCGGGAAAAUGCAGACGCUAUGUAUUGAUAUCACAUACUGCUGGCUUACCGUUAUAUCCUAAACCAACCACAUUAGAAGGACAUUUAUUACCAGGAAGAUUUCCUAAUGAUAUGAAAAGAUGGCAAGAGUUUGAAGAAGUUGUAAAAAAACAUAAUGGUGGCCCUGAUUCAACGGUGAUGUUUAGUGGUGUAGAUGAUUUCAUGAACUCUUCAUGGAAAUAGAACUUGUACAGGAUACAAGUAUAUGUAUGGUGUACAGUGCCCUCUAGAUAUAAAAUA
Molecule: messenger RNA, 3256 nt
Organism: Saccoglossus kowalevskii
Lineage: Eukaryota; Metazoa; Hemichordata; Enteropneusta; Harrimaniidae
Molecular function (GO): protein binding
Source: RefSeq, a predicted model, not a curated record